AUGUUAUGUGCGUCUUUUCAUUUCUGCGGCCUGCAUCAUGCACAUGAAACACUCGGCGCUGUCUUUCCUCAUAACAAGGUAGGAAGAAGAACAGAAGAGAUGGGAAUUUGUGCAAAGAGAAACGCCACGGCACCGAUUGACAAAAAGGGCGAAAGGCAGAACGGUGUGAGUGGCUUUUGUGAAUUUGAGGAAGAAGAAAUUGAGAAAAUUAAAGACUUAGGCCUUCAACAGCGCCGUUCUAAGUUGAUCGUUGAAGAAGAAAGACCACCACAAAUAGCUCAUCAAAUGUCAUCAUUUCAAAUGGCUUUUUGCUUUCGAGAAUUUUAUGACAUAGUCUUGAGACAAACUGCUUUUUAA
This is a messenger RNA of Clunio marinus, 357 nucleotides long. The record is from the annotation of a GenBank genome assembly. NCBI's taxonomy places the organism in Eukaryota, Metazoa, Arthropoda, Insecta, Diptera, Chironomidae.